UACCCUCAGUGGCAAACCUUCAGGAAGAAAACUAUGACUGCUAAGAUCACAAGAAGUUCUCCUUUGUUAUACAAAAUACAAGUUACCCUACCAGAAGAUGAAGCUGAGAUCUUUAAGGCAAUCCGCCUUGAUGAUAUUCCUAUGUUACGGAAUCAGACAAAGCUUGGUGUUGACAUUAAUAUUAUACACACAGGUUCAGAAUGUAUGAUUAAAUCUCGCCAGUUAUCUCGACAUAUACGUUUGACAGGAUACAGUCCCUUAAUAAUGGCAGUGAUAUUCAGUCAAAUAGAGACAGUAGAGUGGUUAGUUGAUAAUGGUGCAUUAGUAAAUAUUCGAGAAGGUACUCAACGUACACCACUUCAUUUAGCAGUGGCUACAGAUAGACCUGAUGUUGUUCAGUAUUUAAUAACAAAAGGAGCUGAACUGAAUUGCCAGACAAAAAGUUUAAGAACUCCUUUACUUGAAGCUGUUGAUGUCAACAGUCCCCUAAUUGUUGAUAUGUUAAUAAAAGGAGGAGCAGACCUUGACCUUGGGGAUAUAAAAGGAACAACACCAUUACUAGAUGCUUCAUUUCACAUUUUAAAUCCACAUCGCCACAGAAAUUUGAAUAUGGAAGUGAUAGAACUACUUAUAAAAGGAGGAUGUGAUGUAAACAAGACCAACAAUUUACAUGCUACACCUUUAAUGAUGGCUGUUGGCAGCAAAUCUCAACCAGUUGUAGAAGUAUUGUUGAAUGCUGGAGCUGACAUUAAUCAUGCUGAUAACAAGAAAAGAACUGCUUUCCAUUUGAUUACCGAACAUGACAAGAUGACUAACUUAGCAUUACAGUUGUUACAAGCAGGUGCUGAUUUAAAUACUAAAGACUCUAAUGGCAAAACACCAAUUGAGAAAGUUGUUAAAUUUGGAAAAUUUGAAAUGAUUAAGUUUUUGUUACAUGCGGAUUGCCAGUAUGACAAGGAAUUAAUUAACUCUGACAGAAUGAAAUAUCUAUGUGAACUUGUGCCAGUGUUUGGAAAGUGGGUCAGUCAUGAACUUGGAACAGUUAAGACAUUACAAAGGUUGUGUAGACAGGCAAUUAGGAACAAUACACAAACAGAACAGUUAAAGAACAUACCGACACUGGACCUUCCAAAAUCACUCAUUGAUUAUUUAAUGUAUAGAUAAAAGAUUGUUUUGUGAUAGAAUGUAUUUUAAUUAGCCUUGUUUUUGACAAAUUGAUAGGAAUAAUAAAAAGAUUAGACAACACAGCAAA
Molecule: messenger RNA, 1252 nt
Organism: Mytilus californianus (California mussel)
Lineage: Eukaryota; Metazoa; Mollusca; Bivalvia; Mytilida; Mytilidae
Product: ankyrin repeat domain-containing protein 17-like
Exons: 9
Coding region: 34-1164 (376 amino acids)
Biological process (GO): intracellular signal transduction
Molecular function (GO): protein binding
Source: RefSeq, a predicted model, not a curated record